Molecule: messenger RNA, 1774 nt
Organism: Colletotrichum acutatum
Lineage: Eukaryota; Fungi; Ascomycota; Sordariomycetes; Glomerellales; Glomerellaceae
Product: riboflavin transporter MCH5
Exons: 2
Coding region: 205-1575 (456 amino acids)
Biological process (GO): transmembrane transport
Cellular component (GO): membrane
Molecular function (GO): transmembrane transporter activity
Source: RefSeq, a predicted model, not a curated record
CAUUGCGUUGGUCUUUGGAGGUUCAGGCCUCGAUUUAACUUACCUUUAGGGGAGCGGAAAAGAUUGUUGCCAUAAUUGCUUGAGUCACUAAUCACUCUGCUGCAAAGUUUAUUUAUUUCGCUGGAGUCUCCAAGGACUUUGCAAGAUGCUCUCUUGUAUUUUCUUCAAGCUAUCAGUCUUCUCGCGCGAUUUCCAGAGUUUAAGAUGGCUCAACCACUGAGAUCCUCUGAGCAGAACCAAGCCCCGCCGGAGGGAAUCCACGACAUGGCACCGAACCACAACACCGACCAGGCCGAAAACCGAGACUCGAAAUCUGAACCGCAGUACAACCCAGGUAUCGACGAGAUCAACCCGAAUCCAGAAGAAGAUGAAUACCCCGAAGGAGGACUGCGCGCUUGGUCCGUCGUGCUAGGCUCCUGGUUCGCAUCCUUCUCGGCCUUGGGCAUCUCAAACAGUGUUGCGACCAUCCACGCCUACAUCAGCUCUCACCAGCUGCAAGGUUACAGCGAAGGCACCAUCGGCUGGAUCUUUUCCAUGUACAUGUUCCUCUGCUUCUUUUGUGGGAUCUACAUUGGCCCCGUCUUUGAUAAGUAUGGCCCGAAAUGGCUGAUCUUGUCCGGCACAGUCUGUGUUGUGACGGCUCAGAUGUUGUUGAGCAUAUCUACCCAGUUCUGGCACUUCAUGCUCGUCUUCGGAGUUCUCAACGGCGUGGGUGCCUCCCUGUUGUUCACACCAUCGUUCGCAGCCGUUGGUCACUGGUUCUACCAUCGUAGAGGACUCGCUACCGGCAUUGCUUCCACUGGAGGUUGUUUCGGAGGCAUCGUAUACCCCAUGAUGCUGCGUGCCCUCUUCGAACGAGCGGGCUGGGCGUGGGCGAUCCGGGCCGUCGGGUUUAUUGUCCUUGUCUUCUGCGGGGCCGCGACCCUCCUGAUCGACAGACGGCUGCCGCCUAAACCUAACGCUUCGGUUCAUCCCAACAUCCGGAUACUUCGUGAUCCGGCAUUUGCGUUGACUACGCUCGGCAUCUUCCUUCUUGAGUGGUCGCUCUUCAUUCCUCUCACGUACAUAUCGAGCUAUGCCAUUCAUAAGGGCUUCGAUAUCGACUUUGCGUAUCAGAUCCCUACGAUUCUGAAUGCUGGAAGUGUAGCCGGACGUAUCUUGGCAGGGUGGUUCGGUGACUUUGCUGGACCUUUCAACUCCAAUACCUUGGCUCUCGUGCUGAGCAUCGUCGCUUGCUUGGCCGUGUGGCUGCCGGCGGGCUCCUCUAUGGCAGGCAUCGUCGUCUUUGUGGUACUAUUCGGCUUCGCUAGCGGGAACAACAUUAGCAUCAGCCCGGUUUGUAUAGGCAAACUCUGUAAGACGGAGAGCUAUGGGCGGUAUUAUGCGACGGCUUAUACGGCGGCUUCGUUUGCCUGCCUUUUUGACGUGCCUGUGGCUGGAGAGAUCAUUUCUGCGCAAAACGGGGAAUAUUGGGGGUUGAUUUUAUUCACUGGUCUCAUCUAUGUCCUUUCUCUUGUGGCUUUGAUGGGGGCCAAGGUGGCUCGUGUUGGAUGGAGACCUUUCGCAAUUUUGUAAAUAACAAAUACCACCGGACGGUUCCUUGUUCAGUAAUUUGUUUGCCACGGUUUAUGCCAUGCCAGUCUCUUUUCAUUUGCUGAAUACAAGUCAAAUACAAAUAUCAAAGCAGAUUCACAGUUCCUCUCGGAGGUGUGUAAAAAGAACUGCAUUGCAGACAUAGUCAUUUGGAGAGUAUGUACAGUCUAUUGCCGUUGUA